ACUGAUGGACGUGGACAUGGAGUUGGACCGCCGCGUGGAGGCCCUUUUCGAGCUUAUAGGGUACCUGGCGUCUUGUAUCUUGGACCCUGCUGACCGCGAAGCCCGGUUUAGGACUUCUAGGAUAACGGCGCACCUGGCCGGCAUGGCGACCGCAGUUCGGCUCUACUUCGCGGCGAACGGGCUCUUGACACGGGGGUGGCGGUUCCGCGAGGCAUUCAUGCGGGCAUUCAACACGGACCUCGAGGAGUGGACCGCAGCAGUAACUGCGAGGGCGCUGGCGGAGCAGGCGAAAGCCGGGGGUGGGGGGAUACCGGNGUUCCGCGAGGCAUUCAUGCGGGCAUACAACACGGACCUCGAGGAGUGGACCGCAGCAGUAACUGCGAGGGCGCUGGCGGAACAGGAGAAAGCCGGGGGUGGGGGGAUACCGGGCGGGAUGCAGUUGGGGGAGAUCCCGAUGCCGCAGUUCACCCACACAUACCUCCUCAUGCCGCUGGCACCGCUGGUGCCGGCAUUCGGCGUGGGAGGGGACGGUCGGAGCGGAGGCGGGGGCAGCGGAUGGNAAUAUCGGAAGGGCUACGCGUGCCGGUACCGGCACACCGGCGGCGGGGCCGACGGGGGCAGGGGAGGUUACAGGAUGGGGCGAGGGCGCGAGCGGGGAGUGGGUCAUGGGCGCGGAUACGGGGCCGGUGCCGGCGUCGGUGUCGUCUGGAGCAGCAGGUACAGCAUCGGGUGGCGCGGCUGAGAGAAAAACAAGGUGGCGAGCAGCGCUAUCGAGGCCACGGAAAACGAAAACCGGGUCACCGAAACAAUUGAAAUUGAUGACGGUGUUGGCCGAUAUGGCGUGGGCCGUGUUGUCUGAGAGUUUGGCCCCCGUAUCCGCCCCGUGCCCUUUCCCCCCCAAUGUACAAACUGAACCAGCGAGUGAAUCCCUUUUGAGUGCCGCCCCCCCGAAGGAAGAGAUGAUAGAUGCUAGCGGAGGUGGUAUCGGACGUGUCGUGCAAAGUCUGGGUGGACGUUUGUUGGCGCCUCAUAUGGAUGCGAAAAAAAUUGCCAGAAGUGUUGGGAGCUUUGAACACGUAGACGUGCUGGUAAAAAUCGCACAAAUGGGGGUACCCAUCGCAGUAAGACCGGGGGGAGACCUGAAGCAUGAGAUAGCGUACGGAAAUCAUCCGAACGCGCAAAAAUGGCACGGAGCGAUUUGGCAGAAGGUGGUGGAGGAUGUACAAGCAGGCAGGGCGGUGCUGUUCAGGAGAGAAGUUGCAGAAAAAAAUCCAGGUUUGCGCGUGUCCCCGGUCGGGGUGGUGGAGGAGAAAGAGAAACUUCGGGUGAUACACGACCUGACUAUACCAGUAGCGGAAGCAACGGGGGGGGAAGGGCGGCCGGUAAAUACCACCACUUUUUUAAAAGAAAUUCCGGCGUGCGGGAUCGCGACUGUAAUGAAGGAGGCGUUAUAACGGUUCCUGGGGCUGAAAGCUAGGCAUCCAAGGAGGACGAUUUUGUUGCAAAAGUGGACGUCAAAAGCGCGUUUCGCCAAAUUCCAGUAGACCCGGCAGGGGCGCCGGCUUUCGGAUAUGUGGUAGGGAAAUUCCUGGAAGAAGACCUUCGGUUGCAGUUCGGAUGGCGGGGCAGUCCUGGGUGGUGGGGGUUGGUGGCGUCGGCGAUAGAACACGUACACCGACAGACGACGAGAGACAUAGCACGGGUAACGCAUUCCGGGGUACGGGCAGCGGCACACUUAAAGAUCGCUCCGCCAACGGGGAAAGCGAUAGUGCCGAUUCCACCGCAAUGCAAGGUGCAGCCGGCGGUAGGAGGGGGGAAGAAUGAUCCGGCGUUUGUGCGGUUUUUCGUGGAUGGUGCGAUUAGCGUGGAAGUGCAGUGGGAAGACCAGGGGGAGCGGUGUCUGGAGUUGACGAAGGGGCUUGCGUCCACCCACCAUGUAUUAUAAGGGGAGAGGGAUGAGAAGAAGGAGCCACUACCGCCCGCAAAGAAGAUGACAGACUGGAGGACGGAACAUGUGGUGUUGGGGUGGUUGGUGGAUACCGAGGCAGGGACGAUCUCAUUGCCGGAAUAGAAAGUGCAGGAUUUGAGAGAGAGAAUAAUGGAAUGGCCAGAGCACAGGAAGCAGGCUACCGUGCGCGAGGUAUUGGUGUUGGCAGGUAAGCUGCGCCACGCGGCCUUCGCUAUCCGGCCCGGCCGUUACUUCGUACUCAGGCUUCUGCAGCUUGCCGGGCUGCAUCUAAAUGGGGUGGAACGGGCCGGAGGGGGGGACGCGUGGGGCAGACAUAGGAAGAAGGCGCAUGCACGCAAGUUAGUGAAGCUGACAUGGGAGUUUAUGGCAGAGGUGGGGUGGUGGCGGUGGUAUCUAGUGGGAGGGGUGGGGGAGGUGGGCAGUAAGAUAACGGCGGCGUCGUUCAGCUUUGCCAAGCAAGUUCCGUCGAGGAGCUGGUUUUCGGAUGCGUCAACGAGGGCAUCGGGGGGGAGUUCGCAUGGAAACGAGGGUGUUCUGGAGGUACGAGUUGCCGGAGGAGGUACAAGGAAGGACGAUCAGGGCGAGGCAAAAAGGAGAAGGGGACUUUACAUGCAUAAAUGUACUAGAAGUAAUGGCGAUGGUGAUGACGGCGUAUGUGAUGGUUGUUUCGAGGGGGGAUAAGCCGGAGCGGGAAGGAGAGGCGGUGAUGAUGAGGGCGGACAAUGAGAGCGCUGUGUCGUGGAUGAAGAAGUGUGU
Molecule: messenger RNA, 2725 nt
Organism: Ectocarpus sp. CCAP 1310/34
Lineage: Eukaryota; Phaeophyceae; Ectocarpales; Ectocarpaceae
Source: the annotation of a GenBank genome assembly